AGCGAAUCAGAGACGCAAGAGCCGCCCGGCGCUGCGGAGCGUCGGUCAGAGCCCGAGGAAUACGCCGGCGCCUGCGGCCUAAGCCGAUAUAUAUCAGUCGCUCCCCCCCCCCGCCCCCCAUCCGCGAGGGAUUGGUUCUGGGACCCCUCGUAUACCAAAAAACGCGGAUGCACAGGUGCCUUAUUCAACCUGACUCAAUGCUCUGGACCUUGGGACCCAGCAGAACCCCAGACCUUAUUUAACCUGUCCCAGUGCGGUGGACAUUAGGAUCCAGCAGCAGAGCUCUGAAUCCGCAGUGUUUCUGUUCACGAAAAUAAUCACAAUUGAAAAUAAAGUGGAAAUAAUAAAGCGAUCGGAAAGAGGUGAAACGCCAUCGGUCAUUGAAAAAGCGUGAGGCCAUGUCAGGCAAUGAUCAGAACAAUUUUAAAGGAUAAAGUGAGAAAGGCUGUGCCCCGAUGAAAGCUACAAUUAUUACUAAGCAAUGCAGUGGUUUAAUUAUUGGGUUUUGGGUUUUUGAUCCUCCACGUCAACCCGGCAUGGUGGAGAGCACACUCAGAAGUGGUCUGUCACUGGAUCAAACUCAGAGACUUCAGUUCCCAAGCCCGGCGCUGAAACAUAUGUUCUUAAGUGUUUUAUACGCAUUGAAAGGUACAUAUCAGGGAUCUAGUCAGUUGGGCUUUUCUGGUUCUACCUGACCAAGACACACCACGAGGCUCUUAAUUAAGAGCAUGAGCAGAGGUGGUGGCGGUGACAGAAGAGCACAAAGAGGUAAAGCAAACAGCUCUCGCCAGUACAACCGUUACAAUCACCCACACGAGCAGUCCAACUACAUUCAGCCGGCGCCUAGUUCCUUUGGUCGAGGAGCAGGAAUCGAUCAAUUCCGAAACCAGCAGAUUCUGUUUCUCACUGGGCAAGCUGCGCAAGCCCCUACCUUUGUGCUGCAGCAUCAGCUGUACAGGUACCCAGUAUACUCCCCACAGAAGCAACGAGACUUCCGUCCAGCAGCUCACAGUUCUCCACCAAGACCCAAACACAUAAGCCACGGCAAAGUCUGCUUGCAGCCUGUCACUUAUCCCCACCCGCCUGCUGCCCCGGCCCAGAAGGGGACCAAGAGCUCAACGUCAGUUGAUAAUCUGAAUAAACUGUUUUCCAAUUUAUGUAAUAUCUCCCUUGGUGGAAGUGUUCAGCAAGAGAUAAUCUGUGUUCUGGGAAAGCUUAAACCGGGGGAAAGCAUACCAGCACGUAAAAUAGCCAAGCAACUUAACAUUCAAAAAAAAAUUGUCAACCACAACCUGUACAAGUUGUUGGAGGGAAGGAGUGUGAGGAAGGAGGGAACUUCGCCCCCACUGUGGUGUCUUGCUGACGCUGCGGAGGCCACUGUGAGGUCUGAAAGUGGGCAGUCAGCUCUGGAGAGCUGUGCCGUGACGCUCCCCGUCAAGGAAGAGAAGCCGGAAUCCGACGGUGAAGACAGUGUGACUGAGCAGUCCAGCAUGGAGGACAGUGAGAACAACAGGGACAAAAUCUUCCACUUCCUCUUGCAGAAGAGCAAGGCAACAGCCCUGGAGAUUGCCAAGAACAUCGGGCUGAAGUCAGCCCGGCAGGUCAACCCCACCCUCCACAUGCUGGAAAAUCAAGGUGACCUCGACAAGGAGGUAGCCCUCCCGCCCAUUUGGACACUCUCGGAUCGGAAAAGGGAGGUUCUGCUGCGGAAGAAGAAGGUGCACGAAAUGAGCACGACCGUUCCGGUGGCAAUCAAGUGUGAGAGUGGUGUUACACAAGAAGAGGUUGCAGCGGUCAUAGUCCUCGAAGAGAGCAGCAUUGGGAAUGGGCAACCGGUCGCUCCCAAAAGGGAGGAAAAUGACAUGGAGCCAAUGUUACCCACUGAGCCGUUGAUACCCGACAACAAAACCAGAGAGACUAACAAAGUUAAUCAUGCUGGGCCGAACUACUACGAUAACAUUGUGGGAAGUUGCCAGUGGGCAUCCGAUGAUAUUCCCGAUGACCUGAACAUCAUAAACCGGGUGAGCGCGGCCGGUGAGGUGGUUGGCCUCCCACAAGGUGUGCUGGCGGGCAAGCCCAGCGGCGACCAGCACCCGGUGCUCUCACCGACAGAACGGCUUCGUGCGUGCUUAGCAAAGAAUCCGGUGAGCGGCCUCAUGGAGUACUCGCAGGGUGCGUCGCUGCAGUGUGAGUUCAUCCUCCUUGAUCAGACAGGCCCAUCACAUGACCCACGGUUCAGGAUGCAGGCCGCUAUAGAUGGCAGGAAGUUCCCCCCAGCUGAAGCCAAUAGCAAGAAGACCGCAAAGAAAGACGCAGCAACCAAUGCUCUGAAGGUGCUGCUGAAGGAGAUGCUCGGUGAAGACAUCGAGAUUCCUCCUCCUUCGCCGCAACAGGAACCUAUGGCGACAUCGGAGUGCCCAACUGCUCUGAAUGAAGCCAAGAAUGAACCGUGCACUGCUUCUCAACCGACGCUGCCUGCCGGGAAGAACCCUGUCUGCAUGUUGAUGGAGUACGCACAGAAAUCAGGCAAUGCCUGCGAAUUCCAGCUUGUUUCGCAAAGUGGGCCUCCCCACGACCCCAGAUUCACCAUCAUGGUCAAAUUGGGCAAUGAGACCUUUCCCGCUGCCACAGCAAACAGCAAAAAACUGGCCAAGAUGUUGGCAGCAAAGACGGCUGUCCUCCUCCUCCUCGGGAAUUCUCCUCAGUUUCCUGCAAGGCCCUCAGACAUGAACACAGAGAAUUCGGUUGCACAGAGCCCCGUUCCAACCCUGGUGCCAAUGGACUUCGACACUGCCCAGUCGGGAGGCCUGGGUGAACUGAUCACCUACCUGAAUAAGAACCCCAUCGGCGGCCUUUUGGAAUACGCACGCUCGAAAGGCUUUGCAGCAGAGCUCAAGAUGAUCGAUCAGUCGGGCCCACCGCAUGACCCAAGGUUUACCUACCAGGCAAAGGUUGGGGGCCGCUGGUUCCCUCCGGUGAGUUCAAGCAGCAAGAAGCAGGCAAAACAGGAAGCGGCAGAUGCUGCGCUCCGUGUCCUCAUUGGCGAAGGUGAGAAGGCAGUGCGGACUGGAGAAUUCAGCUCUGAGCUGCCCAUGUCAGGAGGCACGAUGCACGACCAGAUUGCCAUGCUCAGCCACCAGUGUUUCAACAAUCUGACUGCCCGCAUUCAACACAGCCUGCUGGGCCGCAAGAUCCUAGCCGCCAUCAUCAUGAAGAAGGCCGAUGAGGACCUGGGGACCACAGUCAGCCUGGGCACAGGUAACCGAUGCGUUAAAGGCGAAGAGCUGAGUCUCAAAGGAGAAACUGUUAACGACUGUCAUGCUGAGAUUAUCUCACGGAGGUGCUUCAUAAGAUUUCUGUACAGUGAACUGUUGAAGUACAACCCCAAAUCUCCAGGUGAUAGCCUUUUCGUGCCAGCACAGGACAACAGGUUACAGAUUAAACCAGGAGUAACAUUUCAUCUCUACAUCAGCACCGCCCCGUGUGGAGAUGGCGCCCUGUUCGACAAGUCGUGUAGCGAGCCGCCAACGAAAGAAGGAGACCAUUCGCAUCACCCGCUGUUCGAGAACACAAAACAGGGCAAACUGCGUACCAAGGUGGAGAAUGGUGAAGGGACCAUCCCAGUGGAGUCCAGUGACAUAGUGCCGACAUGGGACGGGAUUCAGCAUGGCGAGAGGCUCCGCACCAUGUCCUGUAGCGACAAGAUCCUGCGCUGGAAUGUGCUGGGCCUUCAGGGGGCGCUGCUGUCACAUUUCAUCCACCCCGUCUAUCUUAGUUCCAUUACCCUGGGCUACCUGUACAGCCACGGGCACCUGGCACGCGCAGUCUGCUGUCGCAUGUCCAGGGAUGGUGAUGAGUUUCGAAAAUCUCUACCUUAUCCAUACACGCUGAAUCAUCCGCAGAUUGGCCGGGUCAGCGUGUAUGACUCGACGCGGCAGACUGGGAAAACGAAGGAGUCUAGCGUGAACUGGUCCCUGCCGGAUGGGUCUGAGGUGGAGGUCCUGGAUGGAACCAAAGGGAAAGUGGAUGGACCCCAGCUGGACAUCUCCCGCGUGUCCAAAAGCAACCUGUAUGAUCUGUUCCGCCAGCUGUGUGCCAAGACCGGGCGCCAGGACCUGCUGGGAUUGGCGUCCUACUCGGACGCCAAGAGGGCAGCCGCAGACUUCCAGAACGCCCGGACCCUGUUCUUCAAAGCCUUGGAGCAGAUGAACUAUGGAAACUGGAUCCAGAAGCCUUCAGAGGAGAAAAGUUUCAUGAAGAGCGAGGCGUAGCUCAUCCUUCAAGGCUGCGUUGGGCUGGAUCAGGGAACAAUACUGUACAGAUGUUGUAGAGAGUUUAAACAAACACACACACACACGCAUGCACACAACUUUUAAAGAAAAGUGCAUAUAAUUCCAGAAACUCCUUUAUAAAUCUGUAAAAUGUUUGUAAUCAAAUAUAGUUUAAAUCCAAUGAUAUAGACAAUUUAAAGAGAAUUAGUUGGGUUACGAGUGGGGUGGGGUGGGUGCCUUUUCCACACGCAGUCCUUAGCUCAGGUUGACAGUUCUGCUGGGCAGGAAGGUCCUUGGAGGUUGGAGGGGAUUCCUGCUUCAGCGCGACGGUGUACUCUCUCUGUUUGCGCAGGGUUAAUUCUGAGUUGAGAAAUUUUGUUUAAAUCGUCAGAGCGUUAAUAGGGUCAUAGAACACUACAGCAUGAAAACAGGCCCUUCAGCCCAUCUUGUCCGUGCUGAACUGUUAAUAUGCCCAGUCCCAUUGGCCUGCACCUGGACCAUAGCCCUCCAUACCCGUCCAUCCAUGUACCUAUCCAAAUUUCUUAUAAAUGGCUGAAAUCGAACUGAACCCACAUCCACCAGCAGCUCGUUCUAUACCCUUACCACCCUCUGAGUGAAGAAGUUCUUCUUCAUGUUGCCCUUAAACAUUUCAGCUUUCACCCUUAAGCCAUGACCUCUAGUUCAAAUCUCACACAAUCUCUGGAAAAAAACCUGUUAGCAUUUGCCCUGUCUAUGCCCCUCAUAAUUUUGUAUUGCUCAAUCACGUUUUUCGUUACGAUUGAGUCUUGGGCAUUUAGAAGCAUUUACUUUCCUGUUCCUCUGUUGCUGGGAGAUGGAGGUUGGUAAGAGUUCAGUUCGUGGGGGGUCAACGUGCCAAGUCCUUCCCUAAGACCUUUCCACCACUGUGGAGGCUAAUCAGUGUAAAUUAAUGGCACUGGUCAGACCAAGUGUGAAAAUCACCGCUUCCUGCUUGUAUUUCCUGAGCCUGGACUUUGUCGGUAGUUGUGGGAAAGAUUGAAGGGAUGAAAGCAACCCACUUGACCCGAAACAGGAGUUUGUGGGCCGUGGCAGUCAAAGCUCAAACUGGGCAUGGCACCUGAUGAUGGUGAUGGACCUCCUUGACUGACAUUCCCCGAGUAUGAGGUGUCAGACACCGCUUCACGCCUACUUUGAAUCCCUCCUCCCUGCCUCUGGUUACAGAGUCACUCCCAGCUUUUUGGACUUGUGCUACACUUCUGGCCCCAGGAGACCUUCCUUAUCAGUAGACUGUCACCGAGUCCAUGUUAGUGCCCCUUCAGCCACUUUAGACCACAACAAGGGAGUUGGAGCACCACAGAUUGGGACAGAGGGGCAGAAUUUUGGCCCAGAGCUAAUUAAAGCAUCAGUGAUUUGUUUACAGAAGUUCAAUUCCUUGUAACAUACCAGUGAGGACAGGUCUGUCACUGUAUAACACUGGGGUACGGUACCGGUGAGGACUGGUCUGUCACUGUAUAAUACCUAGGUGCAGUACCAGUGAGGACUGGUCUGUCUCUGUGUAACACCAUUGUUAUGUACUGAUGGGGACAGGUCUAUCACUGUAUAACACCACUGUUACUGGUGGGUCUGUAUAAUUCUGGGGUGCAGUACCUUUCCACUCUGUCUAGGUCAUUCAAUAUUCGACAAGUUUGAGUGAGAUGCUGCUUCAGUGAUUUUAACUCCAGCGAGUGCGUCCCAAAGGCAUCAAAUGCUCCACAUACAUAACCCUUUCAUUCCCGGGAUCAUUCUUAUGAAUUUGCUCCCCAAUGCCAGCACAUCUUUCCAUAGAUAUGGGGCCCAAAACUUUGUUUGUGAAAAUGACAAUUUUUUUUUGCCAUCCAGUUGAAAGUGCCUGUCAGUGCAGAAGCAGCCAGCACCCUCUGUGUGAGGUAACAAAUGGGAGGGAGGGUGGUGCUGAGGGAGGGACAUGCAGAGGGUACCUUCCCCCGAGGUCAGUGGCUGUGCCACGACCCCUGUGGUUUCUGCUUCUUGCCGUCACUAGGUGUGGGGAGUUGUUGCUUUAAA
Hypanus sabinus (Atlantic stingray) is the source of this 6311-nucleotide messenger RNA. It is a transcript of the gene adar, whose product is annotated as adenosine deaminase RNA specific. The transcript has 16 exons. Gene Ontology annotation, cellular component: cytoplasm; nucleolus. Gene Ontology annotation, biological process: adenosine to inosine editing; RNA processing. NCBI's taxonomy places the organism in Eukaryota, Metazoa, Chordata, Chondrichthyes, Myliobatiformes, Dasyatidae. Gene Ontology annotation, molecular function: double-stranded RNA adenosine deaminase activity; tRNA-specific adenosine deaminase activity; double-stranded RNA binding. Bases 729 to 4271 code for a protein of 1180 amino acids. The record is from RefSeq and is a predicted model, not a curated record.